Messenger RNA from Carassius carassius (crucian carp), 2371 nucleotides. Its product is annotated as protein lin-7 homolog A-like. Lineage: Eukaryota; Metazoa; Chordata; Actinopteri; Cypriniformes; Cyprinidae. The record is from RefSeq and is a predicted model, not a curated record. Gene Ontology annotation, molecular function: L27 domain binding. The transcript is spliced from 6 exons. Gene Ontology annotation, biological process: neurotransmitter secretion; maintenance of epithelial cell apical/basal polarity; protein localization to basolateral plasma membrane. Gene Ontology annotation, cellular component: MPP7-DLG1-LIN7 complex; basolateral plasma membrane; synapse. The coding region runs from base 95 to 757 and encodes 220 amino acids.
GCGCGCUCUCGCUCUCUCCGCCGCUACAGUGCGCGCUCUGAUGCGGCAGCUCCAGUCUCUCUCUCUAUCUCUCUGAUAAUAACACAGCACAGUCAUGGCGACAAUGACAGUCCAUCCGCUCACCCUAGAGCGAGAUGUUGCCAGGGCGAUUGAGCUGCUGGAAAAAUUACAGGAGUCAGGUGACGUCCCGGGUCACAAGCUGCAGUCCUUGAAGAAGGUUCUACAGAGCGAGUUCUGCACGGCCAUUAGAGAGGUCUAUCAAUAUAUGCAUGAAACAAUAACAGUGAAUGGCUGUCCAGAGUAUCAAGCACGUGCCACAGCUAAGGCCACAGUGGCGGCAUUUGCAGCCAGCGAGGGUCAUUCUCACCCACGGGUGGUGGAGCUGCCCAAGACAGAUGAGGGGCUUGGCUUCAAUGUGAUGGGUGGAAAAGAGCAGAACUCACCAAUCUACAUCUCCCGCAUCAUCCCUGGGGGCGUGGCUGAGAGGCAUGGCGGUCUUAAGAGAGGUGACCAACUCCUGUCCGUCAAUGGAGUGAGCGUCGAGGGUGAACACCAUGAAAAGGCUGUAGAGUUACUGAAAGCAGCCAAGGACAGCGUCAAACUGGUGGUGCGUUACACCCCUAAAGUCCUGGAGGAGAUGGAGGCGAGGUUCGAGAAGCUCCGCACCGCCCGCAGACGCCAGCAGCAGCAGCUCCUCAUGCAACAACAACAGCAGCAGCAGCAAAACCUGACCGCCCAGCAGAACCACAUGUCGUAGGCUGUUCCAAAAGAAGAAAAAUUAGAGGACACUGGGUGAGACUUGCAUACUCUCACAGUCAUGAGGAGAUCCAAGAGAUCUCAGAAGAGGACCCUUACUGUUCUCCAGUGAAGAUUAUCCUCUUUCAGUCAACUACCUACAGCUCAAAAAGAUUGAAAACUCCAUGAUAUGUGUUCCAAAUUGGUGCUUGGAAAAAUGUACAUGAUGGCAUAGAGGAAGGCUAGCACUGAAUACAUGGGUUUACACUUGUUCAUAUUUCAGUUGACUGGAACCAACCCUCUUAAAAAGUCCCUCUUAUAGUUUUGUGAUCAUGUGUUUUCUCAACAUUUCUAAAGCAUUCAGUGAUUUGUUUUUACUUUUGUUAUAUUUUUGUUUCCACAGCGCUGUACAGUAACUUUUAGAAGGGUUCUUUUGGUGCUGGUGUCUCUGUGAAUAGAAAGUGCUUUUUAUGUCAAUUGUCCUUGAUUGGAUAACACUGAGGUAUUUUAUACCAUAUUGUAGCAAAGAAUAUUUUGUAAAGAAAGUAGAUUUAGCAAUAACACUUAUUUUGUCACAUUCUACUGUCAAAUUAUGGUUAAAAUGUUAAUUUUAAGCGUGGAAAUUAAUCUUAAGAGGGUAAAGUCACUUCAGAAUGGUAUCUUAUGCACCAUGUGACAAAAGCCAGGCUAAACCAUAAACAUCAUUUGCACAGAAUGUUCUCAUGAGAUCACUGUAUCUUACAUUAUUUUGUACAUUUGGCAUGUUGUAUGGCGGACAUAUUUAAAGGUAAAGUGUGUCCUUUUUGCAUAUACUUUCUCAGAUUUCAACUUAAUAUACAGUACAAAUUAAAAUAUAAGUAAAAAGUGUAAACACUGCAUUGAUAUAUCAAACCAUUGCGCAAUUUGUUUGUGCAUCCAUCCAGUAUCUGGAGUUUGGGGCAGGACUUCAUGUUUGGAAACCAAUAGCCGAAAUAUUUAGAAACAGUCCUAAUUUUCGCAAUUUUGUUUUGUGGCACAGAAAUGACACGCUAUACCUUUAACAGGCCAUUCAUUCAUGACCACUGUACAGUUUUGAUGCGGUUUUAUGGUUGUGAUGUCACUACUGAAAUUAAUUCUAAUUCAGAAAUAUUCUAUUUAAGUUCAGACAUGAUAUUAUGAAAUGAUUUACUGUGAGGACAAACAGAAUGUCAAUCACAGAUACAUGAUAUAUACAAAUGGAGAUACAUCAUUAUAGUAUUUUGUUAUUUUAAAGCUCUAUUUUCAAGUCUAUUAUCUCAGAUGUUUGAAAGAUUAUUAAUUGUGGUGUUCUGUGUCAUUCGAUAUUUCACAUAACCAACCACCUCAUUCACUAGAAACAUUGUAACAUUGUCCUGUUUUGACAAUCAAUUUAAAAAGCACGCAUUAAGCCAAUGCAUUUUGUUUUUAUUUUAAAAAAUAAUAUUAUUUUUUUCAGAGCUUCAUACCCUCAACACAAACUGUCUAUCCAUUGCAGUGCUGUAGUUGUACUGUUAGUUAAAGUCUUAUAGAAGCCAAACUGUAAAUCAGCAAGUAGUUGAAGACCACCAAUAAUCAAAGGUAAUAUUGUAUGUGUUAUUGUAAUUUGAUUUGAUGGUUUUCCUGAUGUAGGACUUUGGUA